Messenger RNA from Erythranthe guttata (spotted monkey flower), 1441 nucleotides. RefSeq names its product GATA transcription factor 11. Gene Ontology annotation, cellular component: nucleus. Lineage: Eukaryota; Viridiplantae; Streptophyta; Magnoliopsida; Lamiales; Phrymaceae. Gene Ontology annotation, biological process: regulation of DNA-templated transcription; cell differentiation. The record is from RefSeq and is a predicted model, not a curated record. Gene Ontology annotation, molecular function: zinc ion binding; sequence-specific DNA binding.
CUUAUUUGUAAUUUUGUACACUGUCUUUUCCAACAGUAAAAAUCCUGACAAAGCCCACAUUAUUAUUAGAUUUCACAUUACACUCAAUAAAGUGAAAAAAAGGAAAUUAGAAAUUUCCCCAAUUUCGCUGCCCUAUCUUUUCUCUCUCCAAAAAACCCCCCUUCUCUCUCCUCUCUCUCUCUCUCUUCUCCACAAUCCCAAAUGGCGUAAUAAAGGUUCUUCUUCUGAAAUGAGUAUGAUUGAAGCUGGGAAUUGUUGGGAUACGGUUCUGAACGGCACUGUCGGAGGGGAUGAAUUCGAAAAUGUACUCCGUUAUUUCGAUUUUCCGAUGGAGGAUAUUGAAGUGGCCGAUAAUGGAUUUUUGGCCGAUUGGGAUAUUAGCAACUCGCAUUGCCUAGGACCUAUUCCACACGAUGUGGCAAUCGAGCCUCCAAACGUACCCGAUUGCAAAAUUGAUACUCGGCCUCCGUAUAUAUUUCCCGACCGAGUUUCCCCUCCAGCAACGCAACAAUCCUCAAAAAUCUCCGACGCUCGGGAGCAAAAGAAGCCCAUCUCUCAAACCCUAAAACUGAAUAAACCUAUCGAGAUCCAGAGCCCCGUUUCGGUUCUCGAAAGCAACGCUGCCACCUCAGCACUACCAAAGAAUCUGCCGACCAAUCACGGAAGAGUUAUUCCGGUGGGGCCCAGAUCAAAACGAGCUAGACGCGCACCUGCAAACCCAUGGCAUUUCAUAUCUCCCCUUUUCGCCUCCAAAGAAACUACGAAAGAUAACAAUGAGAGGAGAUUUAGAAAGAUUCCCGCAAAAGAAUAUUCCGAAAAAUCGAUGCAAAAACAUCCGAAAAAGUGCACUCACUGUGAAGUGACAAAGACUCCACAGUGGAGAGAGGGCCCGUUAGGGCCCAAGACUCUGUGCAACGCUUGUGGGGUCCGCUACAGAUCGGGCCGUUUAUACCCGGAAUAUAGGCCCGCUGCAAGCCCUACCUUUGCACCAUCUUUGCAUUCGAACUCGCACAAGAAAGUUAUCGAGAUGCGAAAUAAAGGUAAAUUUCCGACUAAUAUAUUUGAGGAACCUCCAAUUUCCCCACAGCCGGAGUUUGUGCCCAAUCCGAUGGGUAGUAGCUAUUUAAAUGAUUAUAUCAACUAAAAAUUAGGUAGCUACAAAUUCAAUUCUUCGAAAUUUUCGUCCUUUUUUUUUUGUAUUUUUUUAAUUGUUAUUUUCCCCUUGUUUGGAGUCAUGUUGGCUGCUCUUUGUUUGUACGAUGAUGCGAGUUAGGUUUUUGUACAUAGGUUGAAGUGAGUCUAGUGUAGGAUUAUGUCGGGAAACGGAGCUGAGGUUAGAUUUGUUGACUAGAUUAGUACGUAAACUAUGCCCGAAUUAUGUUGGAGAGUUUCGGUUAUUAUGUUAUUUCAAGAUCCGUAAGAAUAUUCGAUGAUUUCUUUU